Arabidopsis arenosa is the source of this 654-nucleotide messenger RNA. The record is from the annotation of a GenBank genome assembly. NCBI's taxonomy places the organism in Eukaryota, Viridiplantae, Streptophyta, Magnoliopsida, Brassicales, Brassicaceae.
AAGGAUAGAACAUUUUAGGAUAUAAUGUCUCCGGCGAUUACUUGUGUAUCUGAGCACUCUGAUUCCAAGGGUAAGAAGCUUGAGGUCGAAGAAAAAGAGGAAGAAGACACGUCCAGCGAUUCUUCGUCCGACUACGAUCUAGAGGAAAUCCAAAACUUUAAGGAAGAACUCAAAAGAAACGGAGGAACAAAACUUGAGGUAGUCAAUGUUGUGAAUGCCAAUCAUCAUCCUGGAACGGGACACACGCUCUAUAUCACGUUUGAGGUCAAAUAUGCUACUCAGCUUCACUCAAAGCUAUGCGAGCUCCUUCCCAGCCCAAUGGGAGAGUCUGCAGUGGACUGUGCACAAACUCUCAACAAUGCCCGCUGUAUUACUCACCAUUGGAGGCAAAGUUUUGAUCUUGCUCCAGAGGAGGCUGUUUGAGAACAUGAUUCACAUUGCCUACUGAUUACUCUAAUAUUAUCUCCUUGUAAUCUCUUGGUGGUGGUAUGGUUGUGAAGGUUGGUGAAGGACCUGCGGCACAGUGAAUCAGUGGCUUUUAUUGCACUCAAUGUAUAUACGGUUGGGGUUGGUUUUAGUAUGAACAAUCUGUGUCUCAACUCUCAAGUGUUGUUUUUAUGUUUUCGGGAGUUAAAAGAAAGACUUUGUAGUUUU